Molecule: messenger RNA, 6524 nt
Organism: Mycena citricolor
Lineage: Eukaryota; Fungi; Basidiomycota; Agaricomycetes; Agaricales; Mycenaceae
Source: the annotation of a GenBank genome assembly
AUGCUGAGUCAUUCUGCGGCGAUGAUACACACAAUCAGAACUUCUGAAGUGACACCCGUCUGCUCAGGGUCGACAAAUCCAGAUGCCAUGUCAGCAUGUCCCUGCCACCAAAUGCCUGCAAAUCACGGUGGAUUUCUCGCUGUUGCGUUGCAUUAUGCAGCAGUUUUCCCUAUCAUCAUCAGCCUACAGAGAGUAUCGCACACAAGCGCAGGCUCAGAGUCGGCGAUGUCGGCCUCUGUCCAGAACAAGGGAAGAUCGAUUGUUGGCGGGGGGGCGUUCGAUCGUUGCCACUUGGCAUCGAGGACAUCGACGAUUGACAGCCCCGCGUUAAUGGCGCACCUAUAAAGCCAGGUCAGUAGUGCAGGGGAAUCCCUCACCAAAAUUUCCUUUCUUCCCUUCUUCACUAUGUUCUCCUCUGCUUUUAUUUUUGCCCUCCUGCCAGCUGCGUUGGCCAUGCCUCAAUACGGCGGGUACGGAGGCUCGAAUGCCGAUGCUAGCGUCUCCGCUGCGGCACCUUCGUCCACCGCCUCUGCCGCCGGUCCCAUCCACACCAUCGACGUUGGUCUCGGUGGACUCGCGUUCUCGCCCUCGAACAUCUCCGCCGCCGUCGGCGACACGGUUGUCUUCGUCUUCCACGCGAAGAAUCAUACCGCCACGCAAUCGAGCUUUGCUUCUCCAUGCCAGCCCUUGGCUGCCGCAGCGGGUGCUCCGGCACCGUUCGACUCUGGCUUCAUGCCCGUUAAUGCUAGCUUGACGUCUGGCUUCCCAACCUACAACUACACUGUUGUAGACACUAAACCCGUAUGGGCGUACUGCAAGCAGGCCGGUCCCCCAGCCCACUGCGAGGCUGGUAUGGUCUUCUCCAUCAACGCCAAUGAGACCAGUGCCAACAACUUUGCUGCGUACCAGGCAAAGGCCAAGGGUGGAGCCUCUGCGACCAAUGCAUCCGCAUCUGCAUCAGGAUCCGCACCUGCUGCUUCGAAGACCGGCGGUGCCGCCGAAAACACGAAGCUCUCAGUCGCUGCCGUCCUCGGUGGUGUCGCUUUACUCGCUUCCCUUCUUUAAUCGUUCGUGGCUAUCGACUAGUACACGUCUGGAAUUACAUUAUCUUAGUCCGAUUCGAACAGGCCCAGAUCCUGGUUGCCAGUCAUCAGAAUAAUGAAACGCGAUCAUUCGAGACGCACUGACCUUGUCAACCAAUCUCCGAGCGAUGGGAUGAAACGAGUGUUUGUUGGCGGACCAGAUCUCCAUAGCCAUCUCGGGAUCAAUUCUGUGGACAGAUCGCAAGACGGGGCGACAGAACUUCAUGCGCCCUUUGAUCACACCAGUACCGUCUGCCCCAAUUACCCAAUUCGCAGCCGCCUUCACGUAGUACAAUGCAGCUUCUGGCGUCGCCGGCGACAGUGCCAAGCCGUAGAAACGUAAUCGAAUCUCGGCGUUCGGGGUCUCUGCCAGACCGUAGACAGUGCCGAUCUGGAUGAUGUGCUCCUUGGACAAGGGAGCAAGACCUUGGAGACGCUCCAGGAAAACAAUUUUCUGCGUCGAGCUGAAGCCUCCCAGGUCGGCUUGGACGAACUGCGACAGAUCGUCUGAUGCAGCCCAUCUGUCGGCUAAUGCGUAUGCAGCCUGGGCAAGCGUCUGAUCAAACGUGAGCUCGACGGGCAGUUUUGUUCCUUCGCCGUUGAGCCAGGCCUAGUGGAAAACUGUCAGCAUGAUGCUCAAGCAAGCCCGAACGACAUACAUCCCAGUCCACGGUGUCAAGCAAUUCGAUCUUGUCCCCUUGCUUCGCGAAAAAUCCGUAUAGGUGAUCCUUCCAUUGCUCAGUCGUGAUGCUGGAACCAAUAAAUGUGGACACGUAGUCCUUGACAUAUGGCAGAAAGACGUCCAAGCCGCCCAGCGUUUGUUCUGUCGACGGCUAUCAACCUGCUGAGCAAUGCGACGAGCUGUUUGAUCCCUCACCGAGAUGCAGAAGCAGUGUGGCCCCUUUAUCAUACGGGACGCGCGAGUAUGAGUCAUCUGGAUCUUCACCCCUCGUGAACGGAAUCACGAGUCGCUGGUAACGUGGUUGGUCUUGAUGGAGCUUGAGAUCGUCUGCGAGGGCUUUCGCGCCAAUGAUAUAUGAGAAGCCCCGUGCUGCCGGCGACUUAUGGAUGUAUUGCAGGAGCAAACGCUCCAUCCAGACUGUCCAGCCCUCAUUCAGCCAGAAAUGCGAAGCGUGCGCGUGUCUGAGAAAGCGGUGAGGUGCAGUGGGAAACAGGAGACAGGAGGACAGUCAUACGUCACUCCGUUGCCGAACCACGAAUGGGCAAGUUCGUGAGCGACAACAUCGACGAGUGUGCGGUCUCCGGCUAGGAGUGCUACAGAGCGGGAUUAGACGAGCGACAAAAGGGGGCCGAGUUUGCUUGCUCGGGGUCAGGAACGUAAGGCACGCGUUUUCCUGGGGAACAAUGAGGGUGGAUCAGGCGGGUAGACAAAGCAGACACACCAUUCCGCCAUAAGGAAAAGACGGCGGAAGGACAAGCAGAUCGAAAACACCAAAUUUGUAGGGCACCACAAUAUCCUCGGCGGUCGCGAUGAAUCUGCAAUGGCGUUCGGAAAGUGCCAGAUGUGGUUGCCAAUGGCUGUUACCCACUUGGCCGUGUGCUCACUGAAUUCCCAAAAAGACGCGUCCAUAAGUUCUGGCUCGGCCCAAACACCGCUGGUCCAUGCCCGUUCAGGCAGCGACGCAAAAGGGCGGUAGCGCACGUUGCCGCUGGCGAUGGCGAUCAGGUAGGAAGGAAUGGGUACGGGCUGAGUCAUAGUCAGUCAGCCGGCUAACACGGAGGAAAGGAUGCCAGGUGAAAGAUACCUGGCUGUAUCUGUAGGUCACAGCAUCCUCUCCGAUGACUUUUCCGUCAUGUGCUGGGCCGUCCGAUGGUGGAGAGACGCGGAUUGCAGAAAGAAGAACAGGCAGGACCGCAGUCACCUCGGCUGCAUAGGUCUUUUCAAGGAUUCAUAAACAAUUGGGUCGGGAAUCGAGUUUCGCGGCGUACAAUUUUCACCGAGGGCGUAUCCUGCACAGGAAGAAGUGCACGAGCGUAGAUGGGCUGACAUUGACUGAAGAGGGACAAGAUUCCAUAGCGAACAGAUAGCCCCGCACUCUGGAUCCAGCCAUUGCAGCGCUGUGUUUUCGGGCGACGUCUUGUAUGCGAUGGAGACCUCGAUUUUGGCACCCGGUCUCAAUCCAGAGGGGAGAAGAACGUGAAGCGCUGAGCCCAUCACCGAGUGCUUGGGUUUGAGGUUGUACUGAGACUCUGGAUCAUGCCCAUGUCGGACAAAAGAUGAGCUGGGCUCACAGUGGCGGAGUCUCCGUUGACUGCAACUUGAGAGAUCUCAAGAUCACUGGUAUCGAAGCUUCGAAGGAAUGGUGUUGGAUAAAUAUGUUUGCGGGUUUGCUCGAAAAAGCGCGCACAUUGCCUCCGAUACAUUGUCACCGAGCACAUUCAUGCGAUGUGUGACGGAACCAGCGAUAAUCUGGGUCUUGAAGUCUACAUUCCAGAAGAUCGAGACAUGUUCUGACGAGACGUCUUGGUAGUUGGACUCGGUGGUGGGGUCCAAAUCUGACAUGGUCGAGGUCAAGUGAGAAAGCGGGCUCAUCGAUCGGGUCAAAAGGCAGAUAAGAUGCGAUCAGUCUUCUCUUAGCAUGUGACGGCGCCUCGCUGACGUGGGGAUCAACACGUCAGCGCGUUGAAAACUUUUUCCCUCGUCGGCUUGUGACGUUCUUCCACUCCCUCUUCUUCCUCCUUCCACUUUCCCAAGUCUCUUCCCUUCUAAGUGGACAUCUUCCCCUCUCACUAUGCACCGCGUCUCAUCCACCUCGACUCGUUCCAUGCGUCGCGCGGCGGCCCGCGCUCAAGCUUCAUUGACGCGCGGAGCACACAAGGAGAUUAAGUUCUCCAACGACGGACGUGCGAGCAUCCUCAAGGGUGUUGACGUCCUGGCGAAUGCUGUGCAAGUGACGCUUGGCCCCAAAGGCCGAAACGUCAUCAUUGAACAGUCGUUCGGCGGGCCGAAGAUUACCAAGGACGGUGUCACCGUUGCGAAGGCUAUCACCCUCAAAGACAAGUUCGAGAACCUCGGUGCUCGUCUCGUGCAGGAUGUCGCUUCUAAGACGAACGAGAUUGCCGGUGACGGUACCACGACCGCCACGGUUCUUGCUCGUGCUAUCUAUUCUGAGGGUGUGAAGAACGUUGCCGCCGGCUGCAACCCAAUGGACCUGCGUCGCGGUGCCCAGGCUGCUGUGGAACGUGUCGUGCAAUUCCUCUCUUCGCAAACGAAGACGAUCACCACCACAGCAGAGAUUGCUCAGGUCGCAACUAUAUCUGCGAAUGGCGAUACCCACGUCGGCAACCUCAUCGCGCAGGCCAUGGAGAAGGUCGGUAAGGAGGGUGUCAUCACGGUGAAGGAGGGCCGCACGAUCGAGGACGAGAUUGAGAUUACGGAGGGAAUGCGGUUCGACCGUGGCUACAUCAGCCCGUACUUCAUUACGGAUGUGAAGGCCCAAAAGGUCGAGAUGGAGAAGCCCUUCAUCUUGCUCAGCGAGAAGAAGAUCUCCCUUCUGCAAGACUUGCUUCCCACUCUCGAGUUGGCUGCCCAAGCCCGUCGGCCGUUGGUGAUCAUUGCCGAAGAUCUCGACGGCGAGGCACUUGCUGCCUGCAUCCUCAACAAACUCCGCGGUCAGUUGCAGGUCGUUGCCGUUAAGGCCCCGGGCUUCGGCGACAACCGCAAGUCCAUCCUCGGCGACCUUGCCAUCCUUACCGGUGGAACUGUCUUCAGCGACGAGAUCGACGUCAAGCUCGAGCAUGCGACCGUUGAUAUGCUCGGAACCACCGGAAGCAUCACUAUCACAAAAGAGGACACCAUCGUACUCAACGGUGACGGCUCGAAGGACGCUAUCGCUGCUCGGUGCGAGCAGAUCCGGUCGCUCAUUGCUGAUGUGACAACGAGCGAAUUCGACCGCAGCAAGCUGCAGGAACGUCUGGCCAAGCUGUCGGGUGGAGUGGCUGUGAUCAAGGUCGGAGGGCACAGCGAGGUCGAGGUCGGUGAGAAGAAAGAUCGGUAUGAUGAUGCGCUGAACGCGACUCGUGCUGCCGUCGAGGAGGGAAUUCUUCCCGGAGGCGGUGUGGCCUUGCUCAAAGCCUCGAUGCUGCUGGCAACCUCAUCGCCUGGCGCGGCUUCUUCCGGCUCGGUCACGUCGCCGGACGCAAAACCGAUUGCUACAAGCAACUUCGACCAGGAGCUCGGUGUGGCUAUCGUUCGUCGGGCGAUCACUGCCCCUGCCCGGGCCAUCCUGGUCAACGCUGGGGAGGAGUCAAGUGUGAUCGUUGGUACUUUGAUGCAGCAAUAUGGGUCAGCUGAAAAGUUCUCUUGGGGCUACGACGCUAGCAAGGGGGAGUUCGUCGACAUGGUCAAAGCUGGUAUCGUCGAUCCAUUCAAGGUCGUGCGGACCGCCCUACUUGACGCUUCCGGUGUUGCCAGCUUAUUGACAACUAGCGAGUGCUCUAUUGUUGAUGCACCUGAGGAGGAUAAGCCAGCACCCGGCAUGGGUGGAAUGGGUGGAAUGGGCGGAAUGGGCGGAAUGGGUGGUUUCUAGACUAGAAACCAUGCCAUAGAGAAAAGUAUCACAUCUUAUCACGUCCUAUAGUCACUCGCAUAUCUUCACUGUCAUCUUCUGUUAUCUCAAUGCACAUCCCCACUCACUUGGAAUAGCGGUUCAACGCAUGCUUUCUAGCAGGUGCAGCUAACAUGGGCCCCCUGCUACUCCCUAGUAGGACACUUUUCAAGAUGGCACAACCAAAUUGGCUGUUAGAGCGUUGAUUUGCACUAUACUGGUGGAAAACAUUGGGGAUGGACAGUCGGAUUCGUAUUGCAUUUCUGAAUUACAUAGAGACCAAGAAAGUAAUCUAAUAGCGCAUAUGACCUCCAUUAGCCUCCAAUACAGCUGAUACACGGUCCUGCAUUGUGGCUGUGUACUUCUCAAUGUCCCUAUGCCACAAAUUUUCCCACUCCUCGAAAAUGGCCAAUUUGAGAGUUUCAAAAGAGGAUGGAAGGGGAUUACAGGCUUGAACUCUCUUCUUGAGCUCAUGCCAGCAAGGCGCAAUGGGGCUGGAGGAUGUGGGAAAAUGGGGAUCUUGCGCCUCUUGAGCCACUGUUGGGUUGACUUGGCUGUGUGGCAAGAUCACCCCAGAGACCUUCAGAUCCUUACAUAAACAUGCUUCCAGGCCCCCUCUAGAGGCCAUCAAACAACCCCCUGGAAGCAUUGAUCAGAGGCAAUCAGUGGAGGCACCUUCCUAAUUGGUAACUACUGGCUAUUCAUCCACCUGUGACAAUCAACACAGAAUACGAUCAAAAAGACAAGUCAAUUCCAAGACUGGAGAAUACAACACAAUAGCUACUGUAUUUAUACAAAGUCCAGUCUGAGUCUUAUCUACAUCAAACAAGUCAUCUGACUAUGUACCGUGUGGAGCCUUGGUCAUGGGUUGUAG